Molecule: messenger RNA, 612 nt
Organism: Arctia plantaginis
Lineage: Eukaryota; Metazoa; Arthropoda; Insecta; Lepidoptera; Erebidae
Source: the annotation of a GenBank genome assembly
AUGCGUCUAAUAACUGCUUUGGUGUUUUGCAUUACGGCCGUCUCUGCUGCUCCAAGUGCCGAUAUAACUCCAAGACUAAUAGGUGGUACACCUGUUCACAUUAAUCAAUGGCCCCAAAUGGCUAACGUCCUAUUCACGUGGGACUUAACUACCUUUGAACAAUACUGUGCCGGAACUAUAUUAAACCAUCAAACUGUUUUAACUGCUGCUCAUUGUAUCAGCUUUCAUCCAUAUAGCAGAUUCCGUCUUCGUAUCGCUUCUGCGUUGGCGAGCAGUGGUGGAAGUUCUCUUAACGUUGUUGACCUUAUCCCUCAUCCCUUCUACAAUCCACAAACCGAAGACCAUGAUUUUGGGUUGAUACGCACUGCAACCUACAUGAACUACACCACACAAAUCCAACCUGCGCCUAUCGCUGAUAAUAACUAUACACUAGAUGACAACGCAAUUGUUAAAGCUAUUGGAUGGGGAGCGUCAACAUUUAGCGGUCCUCGUUCUGAACAACUUCGUGAAGUACAACUUUUCAUAAUCAACCAGGAAAUCUUUGGAGGCAUGUAUUGUGAACACCUUAGAGCGAGGCGCGACGUGUUCCAAGUGCACCUCUUUAAACCUUAA